CAUAGACGUCACCACCACCACCACCACCACCAGAGAGGCUGGAGCAGACAACUGUACCUUGGCAGACACAUAUAUAACACAGAAGACCCAUCAGCAGCGCCCGAAGAAAAGACAUGCCAUAAUAACACGGGAAGAAAACGGGGGACAAGCCGCAGCACUGGGAAGCAGCGGAGGUCUGUUGCAGCAGCAGUCCAGGAAUGUGCACCGUGCAGCCCCUGAGGAGAAAAUGAAGCGCAAGAGCGAGAGGAGACGAGCCGAGUCGAGGAAACGGCGCUGUGCAACUCACAACAGCUCGGAGGCGGCGCCAAACUCCGAUAUUUACAUUGAGAUAACAGAUCAGUUAUAUUUCGCCACACUAAAGCAGAAGAUCAAGAACACAGCCGAAAGACACUGUUUCUGCAUAGAUGAGGAGCUGGCAUAUGAAAACUUCUAUGCGGACUUUGGUCCCCUUAACCUGGCCAUGUUUUAUCGCUUCUGUUGCAAGCUGACAAAGAAGCUCAAGUCCAUCACACUCUCAAGAAAGAAGAUUAUAUUUUAUACCUGUGGAGAUCAGAAGAAACAAGCCAAUGCUGCCUACCUAAUCGGCUCAUAUGCAGUAAUGUAUCUCAACAUGUCGCCAGAGGAUGCCUACAGUCUGCUGGUGUCAAGGAAUUCAACAUAUAUUCCAUUCAGAGACGCUUCGUUUGGAACCUGCAUGUACAAUCUGAACAUCCUGGAUUGCCUCCGUGCUGUUCACAAGGCUCUGCAGUACAGCUGGCUCGACUUCACUAACUUUGAUGUGGAGGAAUACGAGCACUACGAGAGGGCUGAAAAUGGAGACUUCAACUGGAUCAUUCCAGGAAAGUUCCUUGCAUUCAGUGGGCCUCAUCCGAAAAGCAAAAUAGAGAACGGCUAUCCUUUGCACGCUCCCGAGGCUUACAUCCCAUACUUCAGGAAUCACAACAUCACAGCCGUCAUCAGACUCAACAAGAAGAUGUACGAUGCCAGGCGGUUCACAGAGUCUGGCUUUGAGCAUCACGAUCUGUUCUUUGUGGACGGGAGUACGCCAAACGACUCCAUCGUCAGGAAGUUCCUCAACAUCUGUGAGAACGCAGAAGGAGCCAUCGCUGUCCACUGCAAAGCUGGCCUUGGGAGGACUGGCACUCUGAUCGGCUGCUACAUGAUGAAACAUUACCGCAUGACAGCUGCAGAGGUCAUUGCUUGGAUACGGAUCUGCAGACCAGGGUCGGUCAUUGGACCUCAGCAGAACUUUGUUGAAGCAAAACAGAACAGCCUGUGGGCAGAGGGAGAUGUUUUCCGGGAGAAGAUGCUAAACGAACGGGAGAAUGGCAAGAUGGCUGUGACCAGGAUCCUGUCCGGAGUGGACGACAUCACCAUCAACGGGAGCAACAAGAACCGAGCAUCCAAGAAGGAAGACAUGGAGCUGUACAACGAUGAAGACGAGAGAAACGGUCUAACACAGGGUGAUAAGCUGCGAGCGCUGAAGAGCAAGAGACAGUCCAGAUCGUCCUCAGGUUCACUGUCGCAGGUGGUAGCGUUCUGCUGCAGCCUCAUGGGCACGGUGUGGCCGAUGUGUUGCCUGCCGUUCAAAAGAUAGCAGAAAAGAGAGAGUGGGAGAGGAUGUGAGGUUUUGUAUGAUGGAGGUAAGUGCACAUCACUUCCUUUUCUAGCUGACAUCCUCUUCCUGUAGAUAAUGGUUGCUAUGCCAGAGAAUGGUAUGGCUGACUUGAUUUUUUUUUCUUUAUUUCUUCCCUUGGAUGACUCUGGUGUGAAGUGGAUAUGCAUUUAAUGGAUGCAGUACAUUCGACACGCCUUUCAUUAUCUGCCUCUCAUGGCCUCACUGAGCUGUUCUGCUUGGAUAUCGAGGCUUAUCUGAGAUAUCCUCUGACUUACAGUGACGCCUACUGCACAUGUGAAAAAAAAGAGCAACAAAUAUUCAACUAAUCACAGUUUCAUGUGAGAGCUGGUUAGUUGAAUUUUAUGUUUUAGUGCUUGGCUUGCACUAAUGAUUUUGCACGUAUAAAAUAAGUAAGUUAGAGAAACUUUGAACCUGGUUUUGAUCUUGCCUGCUCGACCACUUUUGCCAAUUGUGCUUAAAUGUAAGACUGAUCUUUGACUGAGAUGUUUUUAUUAGUUUAAUUAGCAGCUUUAAAGAGUAUUGUUUGGAUAUUAGAUCAAUCAAUAUCUUGACCAGUUGUUAUCCUUUGAUACUUUUUGAUACUGUGUUUUAAAAUGAUACAAUCUCAGUUAUUUUAUGGUCAAUAGUAUCAAAAAAUGAUCAAAGUUGUAAUAAAAAAAAAUGGACUUGAGUCAUAUUUUAACUCGAAGCUGCCUCACGUGAAAGAGAGCGAGCAGCAGUGGUGUGUUAAAAAUCACAUACUGAUAUUUCUUCUUUUGGCAUAUCAUAAAGAUGCAAACGUUACAUUAAUGUUUCCCAUAACAAACGUAGAGAGGUUCAGAAACGUUGCCAAUGUAUUUGUAUAAUUAAGACAGUGUGCAGGAGUUUGCUUGCAUUUUUUGGGGUAACUUAAAAUCAAGAACUUUCCCAAUACUGGGAGCCUAGGGCUUCUAUUUUUUGUUACUGUUGUAUUAAAACAGGAAUCCAUAUAGUUAGAUUUUGCUGGUAUCCUAUUUAAGUUUAAAACUUUGGUAUUGUGAUAACCCUAAUCUGGACUGCAACAAAAGGAUUCUAAAACAUCAUAUGUGAGCUUCUGUGAGGCUUUUGGGAUGAAAAUGUGUUCUUUUUGUUCUCAUGAGAGAGUUUAGGCAGAAAGGAGAUUUAGCUGCAUCUGAAGCCUUAUCAGUUAAUGUAUUGCUAUAACAAACGUUCAACUAGCAGCUGAACUUCAUCUGGCAACACAGUUUGUUUUAGUUUGUAAUACAGAUGUUGCGCAUGUUGACUUUCAGGUUGGAUUACAUAGGAGGAAAAGUUCACCUUCAUCUUUUCAUGCAUGGCAACAGGCAUGAAACCCUUUCACAUUGACAUGCUCGCAUGGACAUGCCUCUGUGUCUGAUCGUUGUUUGUGUCUAACAUGUUGUUAAUGUUGGCCAGGGGUUCAUUGCCGUUUGUUUUUCCAUUGCUUUCUGUGACUGGAUCAGGACACAAAUACCAUCUGAGCUCAGGUUACUUACAAAAUAUUUGAAGUCUUUUACGUUAUUUGUGAACCUAAUAUUAGAGCUUGAUUACAAUUGGCUGGCUUGUAUCAACAACUCACCACAUAUACAGCUAUGAUUAAUGUUUUGGCAGUUAUACAGACCGUAAACUGUUUAUUUUACAUCAAAAUGGAGUGGUCAUUUUCUGUUUGACAAAUAAAUACAGUUUAUUUUACAAUAUUGCGUUCAUUUAUUAGGGUAUUUCUUAUUCUAAUUUCAGAAAAUAUUAGGGCCCAACGUAUAUAGGAUUUUUGGGGCCUAUACCGAUAUUAGAAGUAAAAA
Labrus bergylta (ballan wrasse) is the source of this 3435-nucleotide messenger RNA. RefSeq names its product cell division cycle 14B (gene cdc14b). Gene Ontology annotation, cellular component: cytoplasm; nucleolus; spindle pole. Lineage: Eukaryota; Metazoa; Chordata; Actinopteri; Labriformes; Labridae. Gene Ontology annotation, biological process: positive regulation of cytokinesis; cilium assembly; protein dephosphorylation. Gene Ontology annotation, molecular function: protein tyrosine/serine/threonine phosphatase activity; protein tyrosine phosphatase activity; protein serine/threonine phosphatase activity. The record is from RefSeq and is a predicted model, not a curated record.